Molecule: messenger RNA, 300 nt
Organism: Kalmanozyma brasiliensis GHG001
Lineage: Eukaryota; Fungi; Basidiomycota; Ustilaginomycetes; Ustilaginales
Exons: 2
Coding region: 1-300 (99 amino acids)
Source: RefSeq, a predicted model, not a curated record
AUGUCGAACCCAACAUCCUCCGGUCCGCAGCAGGAAAUCGCCGGCACGCUGCCAAACAACUUUUCGCUGCGCAAUAAUAUGAAGGCGGACCCCAAGGUGCCCCUGAACGCGGUGCCCAACCCCGAGACCGGGCGUGACGACGUCAACACGGGCGGUCGGGGCGGCGACGUGCUUCGACAGGAGACGCAGGCUCACGACAUCGAUCUACCCCCGAACAAGCCGCACAACCACCCCGAGGCCAACGAGUCGCACAAGAAGGUGUACUCCUCUCACAAGGGUCCUGACAAGCCCGACGUCUAA